Astyanax mexicanus (Mexican tetra) is the source of this 527-nucleotide messenger RNA. It is a transcript of the gene nms, whose product is annotated as neuromedin S. The transcript has 8 exons. The record is from RefSeq and is a predicted model, not a curated record. Lineage: Eukaryota; Metazoa; Chordata; Actinopteri; Characiformes; Acestrorhamphidae. The coding region runs from base 15 to 428 and encodes 137 amino acids.
CGCUCUGAGGAGAGAUGAGCUUCAGCGUGGCUCAGGUGAACAUCCUCUACCUGCUGCUCUGCGGCUUCUGCGGGGCUGGCGACACCGCCGAAAGUUAUCCAUUGACAGACUGUGAAGAUGAUGGAGAUUAUAUGCAGGGUUCUGCUGUACAGAGCACUUUGUGUGGACUUGUGUGGCAAGACCAGAACAAGGAGCAGAUCCAGAAUGUUUUCAAACGGUUUUUGUUUCAUUACUCCAAGGCACAGAACUCAGUCGGCUCAGUCGAAAGAGAGUCUCACUCUGUCCACCCACUGAUGCGCCUGUCCCCGAAGUUCGUCCAGCGCAGGAGGAAACAGCAUGUGUCCUCAAAGCUGAAGUCAUGUGGCCGUUCCAAUAGACUAGUUCGGGAUGUGCUCUGCUCUUUAAUUGGAUGCUCAGGGCAGCUGUAACACCUGGAGUCGGACAGACUGACCGGAAUGAUCUGAUGUUUUAAAUGUUUUGGACUGAAUUUCUCACUCAAUUCUGUAAAUAAAUAUAAUAUCAUGUAA